AAGCCACUCCUUCCCAACCACCAUAAGUAGCAGGGGGCAUAGAUGACCGCUGAGCCCUUGGAAGACCCUGAAGCCAGCAGCAGUUCUACACAUGAUCUUCCCGAGGCCUCCUCGGACAACACAGCUGAUGAAAACUCUGCAGAUUUACCCGGAGAGUCCGAAGGACCAGACUCCCUGCCCGAUGACGUCCCACCAGGAGACAUCGACGAAGUGCUAGCUGAACAUGAUGUAGAUCAAACCUCUGAGGCGAAAGCCAUCACCACAGAGCAAAAUGAAGAGCAGGACUUCAUUCGGACUGAUACCUUCAUGAGACAAGAUGAGGACCUGCUCUCCAAGCAGAUUUCCACCAUCACGGAGAAAAAUGUAGACCAGGCGUACAUGCAGAUUAACACAGUUUUUGAGCAGGAUAAAGACCAGGCCUCCAUACAGACUGCCACCUUGAUGGGACAAGAUGAAGACCAGGCAUUUUUGCAGAUUGUCACUUCUGUGGGACAGAAUAAAGAUCAGGCCUCCAUACAGACUGCCACCUUGAUGGGACAGGAUGAAGACCAGGCAUCUUUGCAGAUUGCCACUUCUGUGGGACAGAAUAAAGAUCAGCCCUCCAUGCAGAUGGACACCUCCAUAGGGCAAGAUGUAGAGCCAGCCAUCUCCACAGAUACAGCAACUUCUGCAGUCAAAGAUGAGAGCCCAGAUAUUCCACAUCAGGGCCAGGACAAUCCUGAAGAGACCACAUCUUUGCUGCCCCAAGACCCAGGUAUCCUGCAAGUGUUUGUGGGUUUCCAGAACCCAGUGUGGGACAGGCUAGCUGAAAACAACCGUACAAGUCGGAGCCGGACGGUUUCCCCGAGUGACUCCCAGACCCAGGAAAAGACACUGGGAAACCCGAAUGUUCCAGAAGGGCAGCCAGUAUUAGUUCCAAAUGCUGACGUGCUAUCUAACCUGCCUGAACAUGUCCAGACUUCGGUGGGAGCUGCUGACCCACCCCCUUCCGAUACCAGUGGUCGCGACCCAGAACCCACGCCUACCACCAACUCGGCCAAGCAGGAAGCUGAAGGGUUCAAGGCCUUGAACCCUGGGAGCAAAGCUAGAUCGCCAGGGCUGACCAGUGAGGAUUCAGCUGCUGACUCAGGUAUCCCACCGGAUCCACCUGACCCAGGCUCCCCAGGUGGCAGCCCACCCCACUCUCCAGAUUUCUACCAGGUGGCCCUGGGCAGGAACCUUCUGGACCCCAAUCUGUAUAGACCUGAUGUGGAGAACGACUACAUGCGCUCCAUGACCAGCCUGCUGGGUUGUGGAGAGGGCUCCAUCAGCUCCCUCACAGACAUCCUGGUGUGGUCAGACACAGCCACACGCAUGGGUGUGGCUGUGGGCAUUCUGGCCUCGGGCUGCAGCUCUCCAGCUGACCGGCUACAAGACGAGGGUCCCCGCCUGCGGACUGUCGCCAGCCUCUUGCGCAGCGCCAGGUCAGCUUUCUCCUCUGGGGUGAUGUCUGGAACUGGCUCAGCCCUGCACUCUGUCACGCACCUGCUGGAGUCUGUGGAGAGACGGACUAUGGAAGGCAUCCGUUCAGCUAUGCGCUACCUGGCCCAUCAUCUCACCUCACGCUGGGCCCGCACUGGCCCCAGUGGUAACUAGACCAGCAAGCCCCCUACUUCUUCCCCAACCCUGCACUAGGUAACUGUCCCCUGCCUUUCAGUAAAUAACCACAAGCGUUUAUUUUC
This is a messenger RNA of Mus musculus (house mouse), 1721 nucleotides long. It is a transcript of the gene Tex44, whose product is annotated as testis expressed 44. Gene Ontology annotation, cellular component: cytoplasm. Lineage: Eukaryota; Metazoa; Chordata; Mammalia; Rodentia; Muridae. The transcript has a single exon. The record is from RefSeq and is marked validated. Bases 43 to 1635 code for a protein of 530 amino acids.